Molecule: messenger RNA, 1368 nt
Organism: Colletotrichum abscissum
Lineage: Eukaryota; Fungi; Ascomycota; Sordariomycetes; Glomerellales; Glomerellaceae
Exons: 3
Coding region: 1-1368 (455 amino acids)
Source: RefSeq, a predicted model, not a curated record
AUGUCUUUUCUCAAGGCUUUCUCUGCCAUUGCAGCUCUUACAGCUGGCCAUGUUACUGGUCUGGCAGUAAGACAAUCGCCCGCUGGCACAGCAACUGUCGAUAUCGCGAAUCCCAGUGGUCCGGCUAGGUUCCUCGGUUCCGGCUUCAUCUACGGGUUCCCCGAUAACGGAAGAGAGAUCGAUACCUCCAUCCCCGACCACUUCGUUACCGACAUCAAGUUCCACGCCAGCCGUGCCGGGGGUGCCCAGAUCCUAGCUCCCGGUUGGAUCGGCGGAAUCGAUGGAUACCAGCAGCGCUUCGACUCGGCCCUCUCCAACUACCGGACCACGCGCAAGUACGGAGCUGACUUCAUCCUAUUGCCCCACGACCUCUGGGGUGCCGACGGCGGCCAGGCAGGAGGCUCAAUCUUCCCCGGUGAUAAUGGCAACUGGACAGAGACUGAGCUUUUCCUCCACCAUCUUGUUGAUGACAUCAAGUCUAAUAACAUGCUCGACGGCCUUGUCUUUGAUAUCUGGAAUGAGCCUGAUCUUGACAUCUUCUGGGCUCGAUCUUGGGAUCAGUACCUGGAGUACUAUGUCAGGGCUCACAAGAUCAUCAGGGCUGAACUUCCGGGCACUUUGAUCAGCGGACCAUCAGCCGCCAACGCCCCGGCCGUUGACUUGGAUAACUGGAAGGCUUGGAUGUCCAAGGUGGCAGCCAAUGACGCCAUUCCUGACAUCUACUCCUGGCAUCAAAUUGGUGAAUGGCAGCGUGAGCCCGACAGAACCGUUGCCGACUUCAAGUCUCUCCAAAGCACCUACAACCUCCCAGACCGCCCAAUCGACUUGAACGAGUACGCCUGGCCAUCCGAGCAGAACCCUGCCAAUGGCGUCUUCUACCUCGCCCAACUUGAACGCCACAACCUCCGCGGUCUCCGCGCCAACUGGGGCGGCGGUUCCGACCUGCACAACUGGAUGGCCGACUUGCUCUUCAAGGAUGCCAGCGGAGCCUACAAGCCCAAUGGAGAGUGGCAGGUGUACAAGUACUACGCCCAGAUGACCGGCGAGCGCGUCGCUACCACUGCCUCGGCUGACCGGACGUUUGAUGUCUUUGCCACCGUUGAGAACAACAGCGUCAAGAUCCUCGCGGGAACCAGGACCGUUCAGAAGAACUACGAGAUCAAGGUCUCUGGACUCAGCAGGCUCGGUCUUCCCAGCGACGGUUCCGUCCAAGUCCGCACUCUGCGUUUCGACUGGGCUGGCACCAAGGCUGAGGUUGGAGGACCGGUUGACUUGGGUGUUACCAGCAUUUCGUCCGCUUCUGACAGCCUUACUAUCCUGGUCGAGCCACCUACUAACUCCACCGCAUUCGCUUUUGAGCUCUUCUAA